Molecule: messenger RNA, 2023 nt
Organism: Ailuropoda melanoleuca (giant panda)
Lineage: Eukaryota; Metazoa; Chordata; Mammalia; Carnivora; Ursidae
Gene: CCBE1
Product: collagen and calcium binding EGF domains 1
Exons: 11
Coding region: 510-1733 (407 amino acids)
Molecular function (GO): calcium ion binding
Source: RefSeq, a predicted model, not a curated record
UCAGAAGUGACCUGACGCCAGGAAGGAAGCUUAUUAACCCCUGGGCUCCCCCGCCCUCUCCCCAGGGUGUGAGCCGGCUCCACCUCCUCCCGGGCGAGCUAGCCUGGGGCAAGAUGCACACAACCGCCGGCUUCGCGCGCCGUGCCCGUCCCUCCCAGUGCAGGAAGAGGCGAGAGGGGAGGGCGCAGCCCAAAGCCAAGCCCAGCGAGUCCGUGGAUCCCCAGUGAACAUCCCGAGCGAGACCGCGGGGACCCCGCAACCGCCGCGCCGCCCUAGCACCGCAGGCGACCCGUCUCCCUUGUCCUCCGCCGCAUCUGCACCCACACCCCGACUCCAGGCCUGACCCCUCCGCUCCACGACACCCCCAGCCCCGUGCAUCGCGCAGGUGGCGCAGACGCCCCUGCCCUCCGGCGCCCCCUGCCGGGGAGAGGGAAGGCUGCGGCCGCGGAGGAGCCGAGCACAGGCGGGGAGAGAGCUCCAGCGCCGGGAAGAAGCCGGGAGCUUCCCUGAUGGUGCCGCCGCCUCCGAGUCGGGGAGCAGCGGCGAAGGGGCAGCUGGGCAGGAGCCUGGGUCCGCUGCUGCUGCUCCUGGCGCUGGGACACACGUGGAGCUACCGAGAGGAGCCCGAGGACGGCGACAGAGAGAUCUGCUCAGAAAACAAGAUCGCCACGACGAAAUACCCGUGCCUGAAGCCUUCGGGUGAGCUCACCACGUGUUUCAGGAAAAAAUGCUGCAAAGGGUAUAAAUUUGUUCUUGGACAAUGCAUCCCAGAAGAUUACGACGUGUGCGCCGAGGCGCCGUGCGAGCAGCAGUGCACCGAUAACUUCGGCCGGGUGCUGUGUACCUGCUACCCGGGGUUCCGCUACGACCGGGAGCGACACCGGAAGCGCGAGAAGCCCUACUGCCUGGAUAUCGACGAGUGUGCCACCAGCAACGAGACGCUGUGUGCGCACACGUGCAUCAACACCGUGGGCAGCUACCGCUGUGAAUGCCGGGAGGGUUACAUCCAGGAGGACGACGGGAGGACGUGCACCAGGGGAGACAAAUACCCCAACGACACUGGGCAUGACAAGAAGGCCGAGAACGCGGUGGAGGCGGCGGCCUGCUGCGCCACGUGCAAGGAGUUCCACCAGGUGAAGCAGACCGUGAUGCAGCUGAAGCAGAAGAUUGCCCUGCUCCCCAACAGUGCUGCCGACCUGGGCAAGUACAUCACUGGCAACAAGGUGCUGGCCUCAAACGCCUACCUUCCGGGACCUCCUGGGCUGCCUGGGGGCCAGGGCCCUCCUGGCUCACCAGGACCAAAGGGGAGCCCGGGCUUCCCCGGUAUGCCAGGCCCUCCCGGGCAGCCCGGCCCAAGGGGCUCAAUGGGACCCAUGGGACCAUCUCCUGAUCUGUCCCACAUUAAACAAGGCCGGAGGGGCCCUGUGGGUCCGCCAGGUGCGCCAGGAAGAGACGGCUCUAAGGGAGAGAGAGGAGCCCCUGGACCCAGAGGGUCGCCAGGUCCCCCUGGGUCUUUCGACUUCCUGCUGCUUAUGCUGGCCGACAUCCGCAGUGACAUCGCCGAGCUGCAGGAGAAGGUGUUUGGGCACCGGACACACUCUUCAGCAGAGGAGUUCCCUUCGCCUCAGGAAUUUUCCAGCUAUCCGGAAACCAUGGACUUUGGCUCUGGAGACGAGUACCCAAAAAGAACCGAGAUGAGAGACUUGGGACCCGGCAGAGACUUUUAUCCUUAGCACAUCCCAUCAUCGUCAUGCCAGAGGAGGAGAAAAGAGUGUUUAACCUGCAGUUAAAUCAUAUACAGAAAAAGGAAGAAAUAACAACAACAACCCACUGGAGACCUAGAAAAGAUACAUCUUUAAUUUCUUUAACUCUUUUCCUGCUUUCUUAUUCACUUCCUUCUUCGUCACGAAUUUCUGAGUUAAGUGCUCUCACAGUGUCUUAAAGUUCGGCAGAGUAUCCAAAAGGGAAAAGUGGCAAGGUGAGCUCUGGGAAGAUGUGAGGUUACUUAUUUAAAAAAAAAAAA